This is a messenger RNA of Corticium candelabrum, 2684 nucleotides long. RefSeq lists its product as uncharacterized. Lineage: Eukaryota; Metazoa; Porifera; Homoscleromorpha; Homosclerophorida; Plakinidae. The transcript has 18 exons. The record is from RefSeq and is a predicted model, not a curated record. Gene Ontology annotation, biological process: positive regulation of B cell receptor signaling pathway; cell surface receptor protein tyrosine kinase signaling pathway. Gene Ontology annotation, molecular function: protein kinase binding; signaling adaptor activity. The coding region runs from base 19 to 2385 and encodes 788 amino acids.
UUUUCGGUCUUCAGGAGAAUGUCAGUUCCAAAUCCGUCCCAAUACAAGUAUUUCGAGAACUUUCUCGAGAAGAAAGAGAAAAAGUGGAUUCAGUACUGGGUAGUGUUGAUCGGAAACCGUCUUUGUUUCUUUAAAGACAACCAAACACAAGUUCAAGGGCAUCUUAUUGGCCGCUUGGAACUGCAUCCGCAGACAAGGAUAAUGAUAGGAAAGACGAAGAAGAAUAACUACCAAUUUCAAGUUACAACCGCUAAAGGAGUUUAUCUUCUUAAAGCAGCCAGUGAGAAGCUCAGGGGAAUUUGGAUGCAGAAAAUUUCAUUAGCAUCGAAAGGUCAGUUGCCAGGUGCUCCUAGAAUGCAGCCUAACAGUGGACAAACAGUAGGGAAUCAUCGUCAUCCACAACCAGGACAGCCAUCUCACAUGCAACCGGGAUAUCCUUCUCGUCCCCCACAGUUAGGGUACCCUUCUCACUCACAACCAGGAUACCCUCCUUACUCACAACCAGGAUACCCUCCUCAUUCGCAACCAGGAUACCCUCCUCAUCAACAAAGGUCUCAUUCAUUACCAGGACACUCUGCUCAGCCACCACCAACAUAUCCUCUUCACUCACAACCAGGAUAUCCCACUCAAUUUCAGCCAGGGCAUCUUUCUUACUCUCAACCACCUCACCACCAGCAGCUAGCAUACCGUGGUUAUGUACCACAGCCUCAGCCUGGGACAUAUCCACGACCUUUACAGCAACGUCCAUUACCACAGGAGCCAGGUGAAUGUAACAAGUUUGCUCAUGGUCCCUCAGCAGACACAAGGCGAAGAGUAAGUGCUCCACAAAUAGAUAUGCCUCCUGCUCUCCCAACCUCUCCACGACCUUCUGCGGAGUAUGCAAUGCUUUUGCCUGGACAGCGAAUUGCUUUGGAGGAGGAACAGCGUGAGAAAGAGAGAAAGCUCAAGGCUUCAAGAUCUGAGGGAGCACUGCGGCAGAGACCAACAAGUGUGACAGCAACAGAAGGUCCAUAUGUGCCAAUGUCGCCUGUUUCAGAUGCCACUGCUACUGCAGCAACUUUAGACGAAGUUGUGACGAAGGGAGAAACAUCAUCAACAAGCAAGUCAGAACCAUUUGCCACAGUAGCAUCAGAUGAUCAGAGUGAUAAUGAUGCUGACUAUGUAACACCAUGGGAAGAUGCUGAUUGUUGCAGGUGGUUUUAUUCUCCUUUGUCUCGAGAUGCUGCUGAGGAUCUUUUGAAGUACAAGGGAACUGUGGGAUCGUUUUUAGUAAGAGAUAGUGAGAGUGCAAGCGGAGACUACAGUCUUUCAGUGAGAAAUGACGACAAGAUCAGACAUUACAAAAUCACAAAUGCUACUGGUGGAUUUGCUGUCGUUGGAGUUAGUGAUGUAGUUUUUAAGGAUCUUUUUCAAUUGGUUCAAUUCUAUAUUGCUUCCCAUGAAGGACGGCUGCAGCCACUGCUGCGAGAUUCUAAGCAAAUUUUACAGUCAAGCGAGCCAUCUCAAAUAUCGUUUGAUGAAGAGGAUGAAAAAUCAGCAAAGGACUACAUUCAGCUGUUUGAUGAGAUGGGUGAAGACAUUGAAUCUCCUACAUUGUUAAAUCCUCCUGAACCUGAAGAACCACCAGAUACAUUGAGUGAUGAUCUAGAGGACAACAAUGCUUCUGGAGUUAGUUCUUUACCUGUUCUGUCUUCUACUAAUGAAGAUGAAAUGAGAUCUAAAGCCAUGGAGAGCAAUGAUAGCCACUACUUUGUUAUGACAAAGAAUCCAUCUCCAGAAAAGGAACUGGCUGAAACACAAAUCAAGGAAGCCAUUGAAGAUAUAACUGUUGCUCUCAGUACACUGGAACAGUUUCCCAAUUUGGAAGUAGAAGGUCUCACUGAAGAGUCUGAUGUGAGAACUGUUCAAUGUGAUAAAGCUCCAUCUUCUUCUUUUGAGCCACUUCCAUCCGAGCCACCAACACAAGGAGAUGACCAAGACGAUGACGUGGUUAUGCUUACGAUGCCUACAUGCACCUAUCCAGACUUGGCAAAAGAAUCAAGCAUUGGUGGUGGUAUGUUUUUGAUUUAUUCUCUACAUAGUGGAAACUGUGCAGGUUGCUUUGAUAUAUAUAGUGCAGUCUGUCAUCGUACUGUAAAGACAAAGCUAGGGGCAAUAUUGUAUUGUUAUAUAAUAGGAAACAAUGUAAAGGCACUGCUUGAGACUGAUCAAAGUUUGUCUUCUUCAGUUGCACAAGUGGAAGGCUAUAGUCAUGAUGAUUUGGAGGCUUAUGAUGUCCCAGACCAAUGCAUGCAAAAAAAUGAGUCAAAUGAACCGGCAAAGCCAGUGUACACAAACACGGCAAUACAGCCUGAUGUCUACGUAGCUGAAGAUGCAAUUGAUUGAUGGUGUCAUUCUUAAAAGUGUUGAGUUUCAAGGUUGCUGUGCUUUGUUCAAGUUCUAAUCUAUGGUGUUUUUGAGAGUUAUCCUUUUGUAACUAGAACUUAUAAUGGCUCGUAUUUUAGGUUAGAAUAUAUGUUGAUUGAUGGAUUUGUAGCUAUACUCUGUUACAUUGUAGCUUAUGGCAAUUAAUUUACUUGGAUUUAUUCUCUAGAGCCACUCAAGGGCAACAUUAGCAGUGUUGUGAGUAGGCUAGAGUUAGCUAAUGAUUGUUUUCUGAGCAAACCAUUGUGUUUACUAACCAA